AGGAUUUAAAUAUUUUGGGGAAAUGAACAUGAAUGUAUUAGGAGUAAUUCUUUUGGGAAUGCUGGCUGUUUUAGUGGAGGAAGGCAAGGGUAGUACCUGCACUCAAGGAAUCACUACAAUUUUAAAACCCGAGGAAAUAAAGUCGUACACGUGGAACGAGACUUACACUGAGUCUUACUUUAUAGAUGCGCUUGGCACUGGGGAUAUGUACUGGAUUGCCAAAUCAGGACCAAGUAUAAUAGAUGUGAUGAGAGAAAAUGCAGAUGGGAGUAUUCCGUGGGUUAGAAGGAUAAAUUCCCAGCAGAGUGUUCCCAAGGCGCAUGUACUUAAUAAUGCGGGGACUACACUUUGGAUAUUAGAUGAACAAUCUGGAUUCAAUGGAAUAGAUCUUUGCCAAAUUGAUACUUCAACAGCAGUUUUAACAUCUCAUGUAACAUACGAUCAGAGAAAUAACGAUUUGAGUUCAACCUUGUUGGUCUCAGACGACGACACAAAAUUGUACUACACUGCCAUAAAAGGAACAGAUGCAAACUUAUGAACAUUUGAUAUUUCCUCUCUUACUUCGUCAUGAUUCUCAACUGGAACCUCUUCUCCUCAUGGAAUUCUCAGGAUCAGUGACUCAAGGAUCAUUUUCUUUGGAGUAGAUAUCUCAACCAGCAAAGGAUUGAUUGCUAAUAUUGACCCUUCUCCAGCAACAGCUACUAGCAAUUGGGAAAAACUGGUUGGAAUCCCUGGAGGAGCUGCAGUAAUGAACAAGGCUAUCGCAGCUACUAAUACGGACAAAUCCUUAAUUUACGCUGCUGUCCCAAUCGGUACAUCCCCCUCUACAACGUAUCUACUAUUCCUCGUCAUUGACGAGCCUACAGGAAGUUUAGUUGGAGAUUCUUUAGUCUCAGACCAAGCUUGCACCAAAGUGGAUGAAGUAUUUUACUUCUCAGAUAGAUUUUAUGUAAUCGCACAAUUUACAGAGUCAAGAGUGCUUGUGUUUGACCCAGCUGAGCAUUCUUUCUCUGUUAUCUUCCAAAGCACAGGGUCUACAUUCAGAGGUAUUCUCUCGGACACUCUUUCCGGAAGGCUCGGACUCAUCGGAGGCAAGUCCAGCACCCCGAUUGUGUACAAAGUUCACCCAGAACAUUUGAGCCUUAAUGGAGAGCUCACUAAUUCAUCCAUGGGAAUGUCAAUCGCAACAACCUCAUACAGUUAUUCGUCUAGAACAUAUUCAUAUUCUGCAAAAUCUAGUUCUGCCCAUGGUAGUUACGGUGCACAUCCAAAUGCCCCUGCAUCAAGCACGGAGACAACACUUUGGGAGACUUCUGUAAAUAGAUUUGAAGAGCCUAUAACCAUCGAAGCAAACCCGAGUUUUCCUUUCGAUAAUUUCAUUAAUAUAACUUGCUCUAUUGGUUCAUCUACUCAGAUCAGCUACACACUCUCUAGUGCCGACACCAAGAGCAGCACAAAUUGGCUUACUUUUACUGAGAGUAAUUUCAGUCUGGCCGGGACUCCUCCAGACAGUGCAGCUGAUAAAACUUAUAACUACACUAUAGUGGCCAGUUGGAGCACAACUCCUUCAGGGACAGCUACUUCUGAAAUUACAGUCAAUGCUAAAUCAAAGGCGACUAUAACUGCUGGAGAAGUUGCAGAAGCUGCUGCCCAGUCUCAGGUAGGAGUAGCAGCUGGUGUUGCAGUCGUCAACUCAGCAUUGUUAGGGACUCCUCCAACUUCAUUAUGGUCAUUGCUGCAACAAUUACAGAUGUUGUUACUGCUAAUGCUUAUUGAUGAGUACACUCCUUCAGAUAUUAAUGAGUUCUUAGAAGGAAUGUCUUUUGCAAUGAUCAACUUUAAUUUUAUCCCAGCAGCUGAUCUUCCAUUGAUUGACAUUCCGCUAGAUUGGCUGGACUUCGGAGAGCCUGCAGAGAAAGUCCAGAAUCUUGGUAUUGAGUCCAUUAGCACAAUUGUAAAUAACUUCUCAUUAGUGUUUACUUUUAUUUGUGUAAUAAUUGCACAUACUGUGCUUAAAAUCAUUCCUUGGUUUAAAAAUAAGAACCAUCCUAACUGAUUUAUUAGAAAUGUAUCAAUUAUCAGAGAAAAAACCAUUGAUAUCAUCUUCUAUAUCGCUUAUGCUAGACUACUUUUGGAAGCACAUGAAACGAUAGUAGUGACUUCGGCACUAGAAAUUAAAGAGUUUGAUACAUCUUCUACUGCAAAAAUAAUAUCUCUUUUGAUUUGUUGAAUCUUUCUGCUGUUAUGUCUCAUAAUUCCUACUUUUGCUUUAUAUUUGUUCUAUAAUCAUAGAAAAGAAUAUGAUCCCGAGAAGAAGACACCCACUAUGGAGUUCUUUGCUGGCCUUAGAAACAGUAAGUGGGCCAGAUUUUAUAGUUUCCUUUUGUUGUUCAGAAGAGUCUUUUUUGUGUUUAUAAUCAUCUUCAUGACUGGAAAUGUGCACAGAGCUUGCAUUUAUUCUAUCCUUCUUGCCUUCCAAGUAGCAUAUUUUUGGAUUUUGAUCUGUUUGAGACCAUUUGAAGAACUACAAGAUAACAUCAUUGAGUUGGUAAAUGAACUCUUCUUAACUGAAGCUAUUUGUUACUUGUUUGCUAUGACAAGUGGUGACAAAUGGACUGAUUCAGCUAUCACUUGGUUCAUGAACAGUCUGAUCUUUAACUGCUUGAUUGUGCUUGGAAUUAUGAUCUCCUUCACGAUUGUGAAUAUUAUAGUGAAAUGUAGAGAGUCAAGAAAGAGCAAAGAGAGUUCAUCAUUCGGUCACUUGUCAGUACAAGAAGAACCUACUCCGGCAACAGAAAAUAGGAAUAUAAAAUCACAAAAUAUAGCUAGAAACGAUUCUGAAGAAGAGCCUUAAAAUAUUUAGUGAUAAAAUUAUAUCUGUAA
This is a messenger RNA of Moneuplotes crassus, 2883 nucleotides long. The record is from the annotation of a GenBank genome assembly. NCBI's taxonomy places the organism in Eukaryota, Ciliophora, Spirotrichea, Euplotida, Euplotidae.